AUGCAGUACAAGCAAUUGAAUGAAUUACUACAAACUUAUAGAUCGGAAGAGAACGGUAAUUGUGGAUUCAGGGUUCUUGCUUUCCCCUGUAAUCAAUUUGGUCUUCAAGAGCCGGGGGAGAACGCAUAUGAAAUUUUAAAUGGCCUGAAAUAUGUUCGUCCAGGCCAUGGUUUCGAGUUAGAUCGUAAUCUAAAAAUGAUGCAGAAAAUUGAAGUGAAUGGGAAAAAAGAAAACAAAAUAUUCACGUUUCUCAAGGUAAGUCAGAGCCUAGCUAGUUUAUGAUUAUUUUUAGAAGGAUUCGACGAACUAUAUCGAGCAGUUAUUAAUUAUUAAUUUACUUGAAAUGAGAGGAAUGGCUGGGAUGAUCUGAUCAGAGUUCAACUGAAACCUUGUAAAAGUUCUUCACAAAGAUUAGUGCAGUACGGGAAAGGAAAAUUCCAUUAUCUCUUUCCUUUCGUUCUUAAAAAAUGUAAUCAAACUGUGUUCAGUAGCUGCCCCAUCUACAAAGUAGAUGUACCCGUUAUUUUCCAUCAGUCUCUGAAGGGGUUUUUCAAAGCAGGAGAAUCUCAAAUUUGCGUGCGUUUUUAAUGUCGGCUCACAUUACCUCCUUCAAAGUGAAUAUAAAAUAAUUUAAAUUUUUUUUUGUUAAGCUAUUCGAACACUGCUUGAAAAUAAUUUCAUACAGUGAUUGGCAUUUAGCGGCGAUCCUUAGUCUAUUUUAACUGAAUGCACGUUUUUAAAAUAUAACAAUAGUCUGCGAAACACAAGAAAAAACAUUGUGUGAGAGAGCUAUUUCGGUUGAAAUUUUCUAGUCUGAUCUUUUUUCUACAAAUUUCAAUAAUCUGAGACUGUAUAUGUGACUGAACUGUUUAAAAGGGCCGCACAAACCAUCAUACUUUAUUACGAUCACAUCUGUUAAGACGAAAUUUAAGCGAUUCAUGAGACAAAACAAGACGAGCUGUCUUCAAAACUGAAUUCAAUUUGAAAUAGCUUUAAUCUUAGAAAACGAUUUGAAGGCAGUAGGCAUAGUUAAGAACAGCUUUUUUCGCUUUGCUGUGUUUUUUAGUAUGUUUGUUGUCUUCGCUUCGAAAUAGGUGGACAAUAUACUUUAAUUUAGUCAUCUUCAGUUGAAAAACAUGCUCAAAUUUCCCAUGCCACCAAGAUACUAAUGGGAACAAGUUAAAAAUAUAUAUAUUUUCCAAUAAACAAUAUCAGUUCUCGCUAAACGCCCACUUUAUCAAGUAGUCACUGCGAGAGAAUUGAAGUUGCAAUGAUUUUGGCAUUGAUAGCAAUGGAGAGAUGUCUCGUGAACUACUUGUUCUUUGGCUGAGAAAAUGAAAAUUGAAUCAGCAACAACCAGAGGAUAGGCUUCUGUUAAGCUUGUUUUGUUUAUUAUUUAGUUGGCAAGUCAUAUCACGUUUGUUGAAAAAGAAAAAACAGAAUUCUUUCAUAUUUUGAGAAAUCCACGAGGAUGGGAAUUUAAAAAAGCGUUAAGAUCACAAGAAUAAAAGACCAAUUUCCUCAAUCACAUCAAACAGAUAAUAAAUACCAAGGGGACCAAGCGGAGUCCGAUUCCGUCGGCAAUCAUACGUGUCAUUAAAAAAAAAGCUGGUAGACAGUAAAGCAGGUGUCCAAUUGAUUUAAAUCUUUAAAGUAGAAAUCCAUAUCCAAGAAGAUAAAGUAAAGACCUUGAAACAUUUACUGUAUUCUUCAAUCAAAUGGUACCUCAGAGAAAUAAGAAGAAAAAAAAUAGGAAUAUGAUUAAGUGACUAUAUAAAUUACGAAGCUUGAGAACUAAAUUGAUAGUUCUGUCCAAAUUUUUUGUUUUACAGAGCCGAUGUCCUGCACCGGAUAACUUUAUUGACGAUGCUGAUAAAAUAAGUUGGUCACCAGUUAGAAACGAUGAUAUAACAUGGAACUUUGAGAAGAUUCUUAUUGACCACAAGGGGCAGCCAUAUCGUAGAUACACACCCACAGUUGAACCGAAAGAAAUUACUGAGGACAUCGAAAAACUUAUUAAACAAUGUGAGGACGAAACUAUUACAAAAUAA
This is a messenger RNA of Pocillopora meandrina, 2051 nucleotides long. Lineage: Eukaryota; Metazoa; Cnidaria; Anthozoa; Scleractinia; Pocilloporidae. The record is from the annotation of a GenBank genome assembly.